Bacillus rossius redtenbacheri is the source of this 1413-nucleotide messenger RNA. RefSeq names its product L-threonine 3-dehydrogenase, mitochondrial (gene Tdh). Gene Ontology annotation, molecular function: L-threonine 3-dehydrogenase activity. Gene Ontology annotation, biological process: L-threonine catabolic process. The record is from RefSeq and is a predicted model, not a curated record. The transcript has 6 exons. NCBI's taxonomy places the organism in Eukaryota, Metazoa, Arthropoda, Insecta, Phasmatodea, Bacillidae. Bases 5 to 1066 code for a protein of 353 amino acids.
CGACAUGUUGCCGCGAGCCGCCUGCAGGGUGCUGGCGGGGAAACUGUGUCAGUUCUCUGGCCGGACAGCGCGCUACCACGGCCAGAGCGAGUGGGAGCAGAGCUCUCACAGCUGCACCGACAACCCCAGGAUUCUCAUCACAGGUAGUCUCGGACAACUAGGGCCUGUGAUGGCCCAUUUCUUGAGGGAGAAAUAUAGUGUCGACAAUGUCAUCAUGUCUGACAUCAUCAAACCAACAAAAGAAAUAGCAGAAAGUGGUCCGUACAUAUUCGCCGACGUGCUGGACUUCAAGGGCCUGCAGAGGAUCGUGGUGAUGCACCGCAUCGACUGGAUCAUCCACUUCAGCGCGCUGCUGAGCGCCAUCGGCGAGCAGAACGUGCCGCUCGCCGUGCGCGUCAACAUCGAGGGGGCCCACAACGUGAUCGAGCUGGCCAAGCAGUACCGCCUGAAGCUGUUCCUGCCCAGCACCAUCGGCGCGUUCGGGCCCGAGUCGCCGCGCAACCCCACGCCCAACGUCACCAUCCAGCGACCCAAGACCAUCUACGGCGUGUCCAAGGUGCACGCCGAGCUGAUGGGCGAGUACUACCACUACCGCUUCGGCCUGGACUUCCGCUGCCUGCGCUUCCCCGGCGUCAUCAGCAGCGACCCGCCGGGCGGCGGCACCACGGACUACGCAGUUGCCAUCUUCUUCGAAUCGCUGCGGGAGAAGCUAUUUGAAUGCUACCUGCGACCAGACACCAGGCUGCCGAUGAUGUACAUCGAGGACUGCAAACGCGCCAUCUGGGAGUACAUGGUCACUCCCAGCGAGAAACUGAAGCGUCGGGUGUACAACGUAACAGCCAUGAGCUUCACUCCCGAGGAGCUGGUGACAGCCAUAAGGAAACACAUACCUUCCCUGAAAAUAACCUACAAUCCUGACAGCAGGCAAAACAUUGCUGAUUCGUGGCCGUGUGUGUUCGACGACAGUGAAGCUCGCAAUGAUUGGGGCUGGAGUCACAACUACGAUAUCAACAAACUUGUGGAAACAAUGAUAAGAGAUGUCAGGAAUAAAAUGGAGGCAUCAUGACACAAGCAGAUGGCUACAAAAUGUAAAACACUACUGCCCCAUGUUGCUUGUGUCCAAGUACCUUAUACUUUAAACGCCGUUUAAAGGUAUCAGCAGAAUUCUUGGUACUGGGUAAAAGAAGCAAUGAUUUCUUUCUUCGAAAAGAAAUACAUAGUAUAUUUCUACAGGAGUCAAAUUUUGAUUCCAUUCAAUACAGUGAAGACUGGAGAGUAAUGUGGACAUUAUUUUAAAAUAAUUUUAAAUAAAUUAAACUCAAAUUACUUUUGGUACUCUAUAAUAUUAUUCAAAAAGACAUGUAAUGUAAAAAGAUACAAACUUUCUCAUAAAUGUUAUUUAUAAAGAAACUA